AUGUCAUCAUUGACUCGGGCAGUAACCUCAAGACUCGGCAAUGGAAGACAACGCUUGACGUCAGACAAAGAAGGGCUUCCAUCAACCAGCGAAUUCAAUUAUAUCAUCCCGCCUGAGAUCAUUUGGGAGGAUUAUCAAGCAACCCACAAGGAACCGUUGAAAAUUGAUGUGGAACAGGAACCGGAACCGAAGAAGCUGGGAUUCGUUGACAAAAAGUCGAGUCAAUCGAUUUUCACGCAAAAGAUGAACGCGGUCGUUCGCAAACUCUCGCCAUUCAGCGAUGAUGGAAAAGAUAAGGACUCGUCGUCGUCAUCGCCAAAUAGCGAGGAUAGUGUUUCAACAUCAAAAAAGUCUGGUCCAUUUAGAGACACGAAACAAAAAAUGGAUAAACUUAAGAAAGCAAGACGUUCUAAAGACCGCCAACAGCUUAUUGACUCGAGUGAAGAUGAAAUGUAA
This is a messenger RNA of Caenorhabditis bovis, 456 nucleotides long. Lineage: Eukaryota; Metazoa; Nematoda; Chromadorea; Rhabditida; Rhabditidae. The record is from the annotation of a GenBank genome assembly.